GUCACAUUCUGACUGUGGGCUGGUACCUGUGGAGCUGCGCAGACCCUAUCCAAUCUUACGGUCUCUGUCUGACAGUGCUGCCUCUUGCCACUGCUCUGCUGAGUCCCUGGUCCGACCCAGGUCUGUGGAGACGGAUAAUGGCCUUAACAUUGAGAGUACUUACAAAACUGAUAAAGGCAGCUCCAGUCUUGACUCUGUCAGUGAUGAAGAUUUCCUUUUACAUUCUCAUAACACUAUCUUCUGGUUUAUAUGCUGUAGUGUUCUUAACCCUCAUAACCCAAUGAAGCAUUUUACCAGGAGGAGUCACAAGUAUGGUUUUGCUUUUGCUUUAAAAGUGCACAAAGCUGAUAGCAAGUCCUCAAACUGA
Penaeus monodon (black tiger shrimp) is the source of this 367-nucleotide messenger RNA. Its product is annotated as serine/threonine-protein phosphatase 4 regulatory subunit 2-B-like. NCBI's taxonomy places the organism in Eukaryota, Metazoa, Arthropoda, Malacostraca, Decapoda, Penaeidae. The record is from RefSeq and is a predicted model, not a curated record.